Molecule: messenger RNA, 816 nt
Organism: Microplitis mediator
Lineage: Eukaryota; Metazoa; Arthropoda; Insecta; Hymenoptera; Braconidae
Product: myb-like protein I
Exons: 2
Coding region: 97-657 (186 amino acids)
Source: RefSeq, a predicted model, not a curated record
CAGUGACUAGUAUAAAUAUUUGUCAGGAAUAGAUUUGAUCACAAAAUACUUUGAAACGUACCGGCCAUCAAUUUCUUCUUAAUAAAAAAAAUAAAAAUGGGUCUGAAAGAGUUAUUUAUUUUUGCUUUCAUAAUGACGAUCGCUGGAAUAAAGGCACGUUCAGUUGAAAACAAUAAUUUAGUUGGAAAAGAAGAUCAUUUCUCCAACGUACGUUCAUUUGGCUCCACAAUUACUAAAAAUAUUUAUAAAAGAAGCAAUGAUAAUAGAAGAAUUAUUAUCGUUAAUCGUAAUAACGAAGAGAAAACAUUAACUUUUGAUGAUAAUAACGGAGGAAUCGAUAUUACCAAUAGAAAUAGUGCUACGAACACUAUUAGUAUCAAUAGUGAUAGUGAAGACAUUACUAUUGACGAUAAUGGUAAAAAUAAUAUAAAUACAAUCACUAUUCAAGGCAAUAGUAAGAGUAUUACCAUUAAUAAUAACAACAAAGGAAAUAUUAAUACAAUAACUAUCAAUGGUGACAGUGAUUUUAUUACUAUUAAUAAUAAAAUGGGAAAAAACGUAAGUACAAUUACUGUAAACGGAAAAAGAGGACAGAUUGUCGUUAAUAACUACAAUAAUGAUAAUAGUAACGUUAGUACAAUUACUGCUAAUAAUUAGGAUUAAUAUACUGUCUAUGAAAUUAAUAUCGAUGAAAAGUAUUAUUAUUACUAUUAGUGUUCAUUAUAAUAAAUAUUUGGUUCCAUUGAUUAUUAUAAAUAUUUGUAAGAAUGUAUUCCAAAAUUGUAUUUUCUGAAUAAAUGAUUGCCACAAAAACCA